AUGCUUCCUGAAGUCUUUGCGGCGGUUCGCGGACCGUAUCUGGUCCCCGCGCUCGCCCUCGCGGUCCUAGCCUGCCUCGUAUCAACCUAUGUAGCUGCUUGGUACCGCCUCCGACACUUCUCAGGCCCGCGUCUCGCGUCGUUCUCCUAUCUCUGGAUGCUGCGCAUCUGCCUCUCCGGCAAGCAAGCCGCCAGGUACGAGCACAUCAACGACAAGUACGGCCAUGUGGCGCGCAUCGGCCCCAACGACCUCAUCACCGACGACCCGGAGCUCGUGCGGCGCAUGAACGGCGCUCGCAGCGCCUACGGCCGCAGCUCGUGGUACUACGCGCUCCGCAUGGAUCCGUACGGCGAGGGCCUCUUCUCCAUGAUCGACACGGCGGCGCACGACCGGCUCAAGGGGAAGCUGGCGUUCGGCUACGGCGGCAAGGAGAACCCAGCCCUGGAGCGCGACGUGGACGAGCAGCUCGCCCGACUUGUGGGCCUCAUCCGUCGCAAGUACAUCUCCGACAACGAGCACACCAGGCCGCUCGAUCUCGCCAAGGCCGCGCAGUACUUCACCAUGGACUCCAUCACCAAGAUCGCCUACGGCCGCGAGUUUGGCUUUCUCGACGCCGACGGUGAUGUGUUUCGGGCCAUCCAGAGCGCUGAGGAGGGCAUUCCUUUCCUCGUGAUUCUGGCCGAGAUGCCCUUGCUCGGCCGCAUAUUCACGAAUCCGUGGGUGCUGAAACUGGUCGGGCCCAAGAAGACUGACACAGGGGGGCUCGGAAGAAUGCUAGCAAUCGCCGAGCAAGUCGUCGCCGAGCGGUUCGGACCCGACGCCCAAGACCACCGCGACAUGCUCGGCGCGUUCAUCCGCCACGGCGUCUCGCAGCGCCAGUGCGAGAUCGAGGUGCCCUUCCAGAUCGUCGCCGGCUCCGACACCACCGCCACCGCCAUCCGCAGCACCAUGCUGCACCUGGCCUCGACCCGGCACGCCUAUACCAAGCUGCAGCAGGAGAUCGACACGGCCGCCGCCGAAGGCCGCAUCUCCAGCCCGGUCACGGCUGAGGAGGCUAAGAACCUUGAAUAUCUACAGGCGGUGAUCUACGAAGGCCUGCGCAUCCACCCGCCCUUCUCGGGGCUGGUGAUGAAGCAAGCGCCCCCGCACGGCGACACGCUGCCGGACGGCCGGUUCGUGCCGCCGGGCACGCGGGUCGCGCACAACACGCUCGCGCUGCAGCGCCGGCGCGACGUCUUCGGCGCCGACGCGGACGUGUUCCGCCCCGAGCGUUGGCUGGGGCUCGGCCCCGGCGCCGACGGCGACGGUGGUGAUGAUGAUGAGGAGGAUGAUGAUGCGAAGGCGGCGAGGAAGACGCGCAUGCUGCAGACUACAGAGAUGGUGUUUGGCUGGGGCCGGUGGGGGUGUGCGGGCAAGGCGGUGGCGUUUUUGGAGAUGGGUAAGGCGUUGGUUGAGUUACUGCGCCGGUUCGACUUUGAGGUGCUGCACCCGGAGCGGCCGUGGCGUGAGGAGAACUUCAAUAUGUUCUUCCAGUCGGAGCUGUGGAUGCGCGUGACGGAGCGGUUCCCGGAGGCGGCGAGGGGCUGA
This is a messenger RNA of Thermothielavioides terrestris NRRL 8126, 1587 nucleotides long. RefSeq lists its product as uncharacterized. Gene Ontology annotation, molecular function: iron ion binding; heme binding; monooxygenase activity. NCBI's taxonomy places the organism in Eukaryota, Fungi, Ascomycota, Sordariomycetes, Sordariales, Chaetomiaceae. The transcript is spliced from 4 exons. The coding region runs from base 1 to 1587 and encodes 528 amino acids. The record is from RefSeq and is a predicted model, not a curated record.